AAACACUUUUUUAAUUACACACAAAAACUUUAAAAACAACUCACUCAAUUGGUGAUCUAAAUGAACGCUUGGAAAGAAGGAUGGUUUACUGAAGAAUCUAACGGCCUUUGGGAUGGCGAAUCUAAAAAUCUCAAAGUUAAACAAGUUUUAUAUCACAAAAAGUCAGAGUUCCAAGAUGUUUUAGUUUUUGAAUCUGAAAGUUAUGGAAACGUUCUUGCUCUUGAUGGAGCAAUUCAAGCUACAGAGAAAGAUGAAUGUGCCUAUCAAGAAAUGGCUUGCCACUUGCCACUUGUUACUGUUGGUCACGAACCAAAGCGUGUCUGUAUUAUCGGAGGUGGUGAUGGUGGUUGUGUUAGAGAAGUUCUCAAACAUUCAUCCAUUGAAGAAGUUGUCUUGUGUGAAAUUGAUAAGGAAGUUAUCGAAGCUGCCAAGAAAUUCCUUCCAACAAUGUCCUGUGGUUUAGAAGAUCCACGUGUUAAGGUUAUUAAUGCUGAUGGUGCUGCUUACUUGAAACAACACAAGAAUUACUUUGAUGUUAUCAUUAAUGACUGUUCUGAUCCUAUUGAGUGUGCUCAAGUACUCUUCAGUAAGGAUUUCUUCAUUACCUGUAGAGAAGCUCUUGUUCCUAAUGGAAUUUUCUCCCAACAAAGUGAAACUUUGUGGUUGCAUUUGGACUUUAUUUCAAAUCUCAAGAAGGAUUUGGAACAAGUUUUUGAUCAAGCAAAGUAUGCCUAUGUUUCCACUCCUACCUAUCCUGGUGGUUUGUUGGGAUUCUUGGUUUGUUCAACCAAUCCAGAUAUGGAUCCAAGUGUUCCUAGAAGAAUUGAAUCUUGGUACAACAAGUUGGAUGAAAAGACUAAGGACAGCUUGAAAUAUUACACUGACAAGUUGCACACAGCAAGCUUCCAUUUACCAGCAUUUGCUGCUAAGAAGUUGAACCAAUUUUAAUUCUACUUCUUAUUGCAUAAAUACAAUAUUAGCUUAGCUUAAUAAAAAUAUUUCAC
This is a messenger RNA of Naegleria gruberi, 1004 nucleotides long. Its product is annotated as spermidine synthase. Lineage: Eukaryota; Heterolobosea; Eutetramitea; Acrasida; Naegleriidae. Gene Ontology annotation, molecular function: spermidine synthase activity. The record is from RefSeq and is a predicted model, not a curated record. Gene Ontology annotation, cellular component: cytosol. Gene Ontology annotation, biological process: spermidine biosynthetic process. The transcript is spliced from 2 exons. Bases 61 to 948 code for a protein of 295 amino acids.